Molecule: messenger RNA, 2515 nt
Organism: Elgaria multicarinata webbii
Lineage: Eukaryota; Metazoa; Chordata; Lepidosauria; Squamata; Anguidae
Gene: TXNRD1
Product: thioredoxin reductase 1
Exons: 14
Coding region: 80-1678 (532 amino acids)
Biological process (GO): glutathione metabolic process; cellular response to oxidative stress; cell redox homeostasis
Cellular component (GO): cytosol; mitochondrion
Molecular function (GO): flavin adenine dinucleotide binding; glutathione-disulfide reductase (NADPH) activity; thioredoxin-disulfide reductase (NADPH) activity
Source: RefSeq, a predicted model, not a curated record
AAGGAAGAUCUCACCGCGUCCUUCCUUUUCUUUUGCAGAAGAUGGGCAGCAACUGAAAGCCGCGCUGUCUGAACUCACAAUGGAGCCCUCCGUGCCCGUCGUCUUUGUCCGGCAGAAGCAAGUCGGAGGCUACCAGAAAACUUUGAAGGCACACCGGGAAGGAACUCUUCAUAAGCUGCUUGAGGUGAACGGGCAAGCAGAGGGGCCUUCUUAUGACUAUGAUCUGAUCGUCAUUGGAGGAGGUUCAGGCGGACUUGCAGCCUCCAAGGAAGCUGCCAAACUUGGCAAAAAGGUCCUGGUUCUGGAUUUUGUUGUCCCUACUCCUUUGGGAACAAGAUGGGGUCUGGGAGGAACUUGUGUCAAUGUAGGCUGCAUACCUAAAAAGCUGAUGCACCAGACGGCUUUGCUUGGGCAAGCCAUAAAAGAUGCGCCCAAGUUUGGGUGGAAGUUGGAUGAGCUAGGCGUAAAUCACAGUUGGGAUGCGAUGACAGAAGCGGUUCAGAAUUAUAUUGGCUCUCUGAACUGGGGAUACAGGGUGUCUCUCCGAGACAAUGGUGUCACAUAUGAGAAUGCUUACGGAGAAUUUGUUGGGCCACACAGAAUCAAGGCAACAAAUAACAAAAGGAUAGAGAAAUUUUACACAGCAGAAAGAUUUCUGAUUGCCACUGGAGAAAGACCCCGUUAUCUAAACAUCCCUGGCGACAAAGAAUAUUGCAUCACCAGUGAUGAUCUCUUCUCCUUGGCCUACUGUCCGGGAAAGACGUUGGUGGUCGGAGCUUCCUAUGUUGCCCUUGAGUGUGCCGGGUUUCUUGCGGGACUUGGCUUAGAUGUGACUGUUAUGGUGCGUUCCAUCCUUCUGAGAGGCUUUGAUCAGGAUAUGGCGAACAAAAUAGGCGAGCACAUGGAAGAACACGGGAUCAAGUUCAUUAGAAAAUAUGUGCCCACCAAGAUUGAACAGAUUGAGGAAGGAACUCCCGGAGUGCUAAGAGUCACCGCUCAAUCUACAGAAAACUCUGAGAUGUUUCAAGGGGAAUACAACACGGUGUUGCUUGCCAUAGGAAGGGAUGCCUGCACAAGAAAAAUUGGCUUGGAGAAAGUUGGAGUGAAGAUCAAUGAAAAAACAGGAAAAAUCCCUGUCAAUGAGGAGGAGCAAACGAACGUGCCGUACAUCUUUGCCAUUGGGGACGUGUUGGAAGGCAAGCUGGAACUCACACCCGUGGCGAUUCAGGCGGGCAGGCUGUUGGUGCGGAGGCUUUACGGGGGAGCAGACACAAAGUGUGACUAUGUGAAUGUUCCCACCACAGUAUUCACUCCUAUGGAAUAUGGAGCCUGUGGUUACUCAGAAGAGAAAGCAAUUGAGAAAUUUGGCGAGGACAAUAUUGAGGUUUACCACAGUUAUUUUUGGCCACUGGAAUGGACAGUCCCAUCCCGAGACAACAACAAAUGUUAUGCAAAGGUCAUUUGCAAUAUUCCAGAUCAGGAGCGUGUUAUUGGUUUCCAUGUGCUUGGUCCAAAUGCUGGAGAAAUUACCCAAGGAUUUGCAGCAGCCAUAAAAUGUGGAAUGACGAAAGAACAGUUGGACAGCACUAUAGGAAUCCAUCCAGUCUGUGCAGAGAUAUUCACCACGUUGUCUGUGACAAAGCGCUCAGGGGGAAACAUCCUUCAAUCCGGAUGCUGAGGUUAAGCCUCCCCGCUGUUGUUAGCCGUUGCUAGAGACUGGCUUUCAUCACCGAGUCCCAAAGGGCAGAAGGGAAGCAGCUAGCAAGCAAAACCUGGCGUCGACGUCCGUUGACAUCCUCAACAAGCCACCAUGGGGUGAAUGAAGGACGUUGGCAGCUGCUGAGUUACCGGUGAUGACUGAAUGGCAACUGGCGUGACAGCGGGAUGGGCCCAUAUCAAGAUGAUGCUUGGCAAGGCAUUAUUCACGAUGCUUCCAUGAAGUCUCAGCCUCAAACCAGUGUUACCUGGUAGGCAGUGACGGAAAGAUUGCUAGCACAGCUUGAGACUUAACUCUUUUCUCCUCCUGGAAUGAAGAGGAUCCUCAUAUUUGGUUAUGUCCUCACUUUGUUAUGGAAUCCCUAAUUGCUACAUCAUACCUGUAAGCCCUUCUGUAGGGGACAACAUAUCAUCCCUCCAGACUUGUACAGAAAUGAACAACCCAGCCUGUGAAGGAGCAAUUGUCUUUUCCUACAGAUAGUUCUAAGAAGCAACAUACUUCCACUUACCCAGAACAGCUGAUCAGUGUGGACCUCCAAGCUCCAUAAGUCAAAGAACAAACGGUCCAUCACUGUUACUCUGUUUUAGGAACGGUUUCCUUACAAGUAUGAUGUCAGCUACAUUGUUGAGUGAAAUAUUCCCCCCUCAGUACAGUUCUAAAACUGUGAAUUAUUUAUAUGACAGAUUAUACAAUAUAUAUAUUUUGAGAUACUCUCUGAAAUGUUCUCCCAAAUGUUCCCCAUGUUCAUAGAUUUUCUCUCUUUAAUGAAAACAAAAGUAAACCUUUUAUUUCUUGGUG